Cotesia congregata is the source of this 507-nucleotide messenger RNA. Lineage: Eukaryota; Metazoa; Arthropoda; Insecta; Hymenoptera; Braconidae. The record is from the annotation of a GenBank genome assembly.
AUGGCCUCAGCUGGAAUCCCUCCGGCAGAAGAUGACGAAUUGACGCUUCCACGAGCAUCCAUAAACAAAAUGAUUAAAGAAAUUUUACCCCAUGUAAGAGUAGCAAAUGAAUCACGUGAAUUAAUUCUCAACUGUUGCACGGAAUUUAUUCAUUUAUUAUCAUCGGAAGCAAAUGAAAUUUGCAAUCAGCAACAAAAAAAGACAAUAAACGCCGAACAUGUACUUCAAGCACUUGAAAAGCUUGGAUUUGGUGAUUAUGUUGGUGAAGCUGAAUCUGUAUUAAGAGACUGUAAAGCAGUAGCAGCUAAAAGAAGACGUCAAAGUACUAGAUUAGAGAAUUUAGGUAUACCCGAGGAAGAAUUAUUGCGUCAGCAGCAAGAACUAUUUGCGAAAGCACGGGAAGAACAAGCUAUUGCCGAACAACAACAAUGGCAACAGUUACAAGCUGGAGUUGCUCAAAUGGCCUCAAUGCAACAAGAUGAUAAUGAGCAGGAAGAUUAUUCUUAG